Molecule: messenger RNA, 1022 nt
Organism: Microstroma glucosiphilum
Lineage: Eukaryota; Fungi; Basidiomycota; Exobasidiomycetes; Microstromatales; Microstromataceae
Exons: 3
Coding region: 99-932 (277 amino acids)
Source: RefSeq, a predicted model, not a curated record
CCGGUCAAGCUGGUAGAGCUGGAGCUGGAGGAAAGACUGACUUUACUGAGAAGGAAGGUGAAUGAGGAGCUGAGAAGAGUGCUCGAGGUGUUGAGGAGAUGGCUGACGACUGGCUGACACUUCUGCCCCUCUCGCCGGGUCUGUAUUCUGCAGCACAAGCCAUUCGAGAGCUCAAAGCAUCGACGACUUGGUGGAAGACGAUCGGUCGCAUCUCGGGCGGCGCCACUGCCAUCUUCCUAGCACGUCGUCGUCGGCCUCCCCCAGGUGUCCUAGGCAGUCUCGGCUUCGGUCUCCUCGGCACUUUCAUCGGCGAAGGUCUCAGCUUACCUUUUGCCAUUCUAGCUGGUGGGAGAAAAGCGAUUAGCUCCGUGGAAGAUCCAAAGCACUUUGCGAAGGUGUUGCAGGAGAGACAGGCGAUGCAGAAUGGUCGGGGAGGACUGCCGGGGAUAGGACCGCGGAUGGGCCAAGGACAGAGCCAGAGUCAAGGACAGCAGGGACAGCAGCAGGGUGUUUUGGGUAGGGAUUUGGCUGGUGACAAGGAGUUUGGAACGAGCGGUGACUUCAAAGACUCAUCCUUUGGCGACUUUGGCGCCGCCUCCUCUUCCACCUCAAGCUCCACUCCCAGGUACCCCUCAUCACGGCAGCAGACCCCUUCCUCUCCCAUCUCCAGCAGUAGCAGCUCCCCUUCCUCUUCUUCCUCCCUUCCACCUCCCUCCUUCGACGUGCCCCCAAACUCCAUAAGCGACCCCUUCUCUCCGAAUCCUGCCUCUGCCCAGGGUGGCAGUGGCAGUGGCAGUGGGGGAGCGAGGAGACAGGGUGGGUCUCGAUGGGCUGAGUUGAGGGGUGAGGCGCAGAGUGGAGAGAGUGCUUGGGCUCGGUUGAGACGGGGUGAAGGACCGCCGGGACAACAGUCGCAGCAGCCGGCGCAAUAGCAGCAAGGCAAAGCGAGGUCGGAUGAGGGAUGAGCUUGGCUUGGGGACAGUCGUUCCUUUCAAUCAAAAUCAAUAUGUAAAGACGUCCAU